Messenger RNA from Arachis ipaensis, 1332 nucleotides. The record is from RefSeq and is a predicted model, not a curated record. Lineage: Eukaryota; Viridiplantae; Streptophyta; Magnoliopsida; Fabales; Fabaceae.
AUGAAAGAUCAUACCAUCCGAAGAGGUGUGGACUAUCGGGUAUAUGAGUCGGAACCGACAACAUUCUAUGCCAAAUAUACAGAAUAUGGGAAUGGUUGUGACUGGUUGAUUAGGGUUACCAAAAUGCAGAAGAAGUACUGUUGGGAGAUAAGGAGGUACAAUGGAAGUCACACUUGUACCAGGUCUACUAUUUCUCAAGACCAUUCGAAGCUGGAUUCCAAGACAGUUGCAGAAGCAAUUAAGCCGUUGGUAGAGGUUGACCCGUCUAUAAAGGUGAAAUCAAUAAUUGCUGAAGUCCAGUCAAAGUUUAACUACACCAUCAGGGAUGAUUUGGUUCCUGAUAUACGUGUCCCACAUAGAGUAUUCUGGAGUUAUUACCCUUGUAUAAGGGCCUUCAGACACUGCAAGUCAGUGGUGCAGGUGGACGGGACUCAUUUGUAUGGAAAAUACAAGGGUUGUUUAUUGGUUGUAGUCUCACAAGAUGGUAAUAACAACAUCGUGCCUAUUGCAUUUGCCAUAGUGGAGGGAGAGACUUCUGAUGCAUGGUACUUUUUUCUGAGUAACUUGCGUCAACAUGUGGUGACAUGUGAUGGUGUGGGACUUAUCUCUGAUCGACACGAUUCAAUUAGGUCAGCUAUUGAACGAAGUAAUGGGGCUUGGUCUCCUCCUAGAGCUUUCCAUAUGUUUUGUAUCCGGCAUAUUGAGUCCAACUUCUUGAGGAAGUUCAAGGCACCUUACUUGCAGAAGCUUAUCGUCAACAUUGAAUACUUGAGGACGAUCAGGGAGUACCAGAUGCGCUAUGAACGAUUAAAGGAACGGGGUGAGGCUUACACCACCUGGCUUGAUCGGAUCCCUCGUGAGCAGUAUGCUUUGGCAUUUGAUGGUGGAUACCGAUGGGGUCAUAUGAUCACCAAUCUUGUGGAGUGCAUCAACUCCGUCUUAAAGGGUGCACGCAAUCUCCCGGUCACUGCACUUGUUAAGGCUACAUUUUACAGACUGAAUGAGUUGUUCACUAGGAAAAGAGUCGAGGCCGAAGCCCGAAUCAAUGCUGGACUUGUGUUCUCUGAGAUGGUGACCACCAAGCUACAUGCAAAUCAACGAGCAUCGGGUAACAUACAGGUUAGCUGUUUUGAUAGAGAAAAUGAAGUCUUUGAAGUACGCGAGAUGCCUAGUGGGGUUGAGUAUGCAGUUGACCUACGCCACCAUCGGUGCGACUGUGGUGAAUUCCAGGUUGACCGAAUUCCUUGUCGACAUGUGUUUGCUUGUUGUGCAAAUCAGCGGUUGGAUUGGCAAGUGUACGUUAAUGAUGUAUACAAGAUGGACCAAGUUUGA